Molecule: messenger RNA, 992 nt
Organism: Brassica oleracea var. oleracea
Lineage: Eukaryota; Viridiplantae; Streptophyta; Magnoliopsida; Brassicales; Brassicaceae
Product: syntaxin-51
Exons: 6
Coding region: 120-821 (233 amino acids)
Biological process (GO): vesicle fusion; intracellular protein transport
Cellular component (GO): endomembrane system; SNARE complex; membrane
Molecular function (GO): SNARE binding; SNAP receptor activity
Source: RefSeq, a predicted model, not a curated record
CAGUCGUUUCGUGAGAGAGCUUUCACGGUGUUUCGGCGACCAAAUACAUUACGUGAUAUACGAUCUCCGUGAAAGGUACGAAGAGCGCUCCUGAAAAUUUAUUCUUGUAAAUCAAGCCAAUGGCGUCUUCUUCGGAUUCAUGGAUGAGAGAAUACAACGAGGCUUUAAAACUCGCUGAGGAUAUCAACGGCAUGAUGAUAUCUGAGAGGAGUAAAUCUGCUGUCACAGGGCCUGAUGCUCAGCGUCGUGCUUCAGCUAUACGUAGAAAGAUCACCAUUUUCGGAACACGGUUAGAUAGUCUGCAGUCUCUUCUUGCCAAAAUCCAUGGGAAGCCUAUUUCAGAGAAAGAGAUGAACAGGCGUAAGGAUAUGAUUGGGAACUUGAGAUCGCAGGCAAAUCAGAUGGCGAAUACUUUGAACAUGUCGAACUUUGCUAAUAGAGACAGCUUGCUUGGGUCAGAGAUAAAGCCAGAUGACACCAUGAGCAGAGUCAGUAGCAUGGAUAACCAAGGGAUUGUUGGGUUUCAACGACAAGUUAUGAGAGAACAAGAUGAAGGACUUGAGAAGUUGGAGGAAACAGUGAUGAGUACUAAACACAUUGCUCUAGCUGUCAAUGAGGAGCUUGGCUUGCAGACUAGGCUUAUCGAUGACUUAGACUACCAUGUGGAGGUUACUGACUCUCGCUUACGGAGAGUGCAGAAGAACCUUGCUGUCAUGAACAAGAAUAUGAGAAGCGGUUGUUCUUGUAUGUCAAUGCUCUUGUCAAUGCUUGGGAUCGUUGGUCUUGCUGUUGUAAUAUGGCUGCUAGUUAAGUAUUUGUAAUCUCAACAUUACAGAACGUAUAAGUUUCUCUCUUAGUUGACUUGCCACCUGUGUGAAUGGUAUCAGUAGGUGAUUCGACUUUUGUGCUUGUCCUUUUCGUUCCUCUUCUUUUGUGAGAACCCUUGAAAUAAUAUUAUAUCAUGUAGGCAGUUUUCACAACUGUUGUCUUCA